UAAGGGGUUUGCAGCAGAAGCUAAUGAAGCCUUAAGUCGGUUAAGACCUAAGAAGGACCUGUCAAGAUUCCAGAAUUAAGUAUUCCAAUACUGUGAGAAACAUGGACAACGUGUGAGUCACCCACCGGAACCUUCAUGAGUUUAGUAAUGACCAGUGUGCUUUUAGCAUGGCAAAUCGAGGACAACAAGGAAUAUCAAAGUACUUUUACGACAUCGCCGAGGAGGUGCCAGCCGACAAAUGGAAGGACUUUGCACGAAAACUACAAAUGCAGGAAGUCAAAAUCGGUCGGAUCGAGGUUGAAGAGAAUGGAAUGGUGAAAGAAUGCUGCAUGAAGGUGUUACACCAGUGGAGAAUGAAGAACGGUAGGAAGGCCACUCCAGAGGUUCUACGGAAAGCCCUUGACGACGCUGAGUUAGGGGACAUAGCUGAGAUAAUCAAAGAAGAGCCGGAAGUAAGGAUGCCAGUACAGGAGACAUCAGGCAAUAGCAGUGGUGCACAUCCACCAACAACACAGUACAGUCAACCAUCAUCAGGCGACUCCAAGCGAUCCUACACAGGACUGCAGCCAGAAGCCAUGGAUUGUGAAGAUUACGACGAUAGCCUUCUGGACUUGUAGACUUGGAAUAUGCCCUGCACCAUGGCAAAACUUUGAUCUAUUACCAGCUUAUUAAAGUAUAUUGAACAUUUUCUAUAUACAAUGUACAUUCAUAAAAUUUAAUAUUUGGAUAACGUAGACCCCUAGAACGUGAUUCUACAUGCAUUAUUCACUCAACCACCUGUAUAGGUACAAUGAAAAAAGGGGAACUUGAUUUGUGACCUACUGUUUUAUUGUUUUGUUUUUUAAAAUGUCUAAGAUAUUGUCCUUCUUGCUUUUGGAUUGUCCCAAUGUCGAACUCAAGUCAAGGUAGCCUAAGAAUUUCAAACGUUUAACGUUCAUUUUGGCACUAGAUUACAAAAAAUGUAUAACGUUACCUGCAUAAUCAUAAUACAUAGUGAUUUGCUAGAAGUA
This is a messenger RNA of Branchiostoma floridae (Florida lancelet), 1010 nucleotides long. RefSeq names its product tumor necrosis factor receptor superfamily member 1A-like. Gene Ontology annotation, cellular component: CD95 death-inducing signaling complex; cytoplasm. The record is from RefSeq and is a predicted model, not a curated record. Gene Ontology annotation, molecular function: caspase binding; death receptor binding. Bases 168 to 617 code for a protein of 149 amino acids. NCBI's taxonomy places the organism in Eukaryota, Metazoa, Chordata, Leptocardii, Amphioxiformes, Branchiostomatidae. Gene Ontology annotation, biological process: TRAIL-activated apoptotic signaling pathway; positive regulation of extrinsic apoptotic signaling pathway. The transcript is spliced from 3 exons.